Molecule: messenger RNA, 198 nt
Organism: Anthostomella pinea
Lineage: Eukaryota; Fungi; Ascomycota; Sordariomycetes; Xylariales; Xylariaceae
Source: the annotation of a GenBank genome assembly
AUGGGCGGUGGAAGUCAGGACGGGAAGCGGAGGCAGUCCGCAAUAUCGUGCACCGAGCUCGAUGAGGAGCGGUCCACCAUGGGGCGACAGUGCUGGCCACGCGACGAGGCUGUUGUCACGUAUUCGAAGGACAAGAACCAGACCUGGCAAAGGGAAGAAAUGUCGAUGAUGCAGAAACCUCAGGCGCCUCAGCUGUGA